AAGUGGGUUUUCAUUAGAGGGUAAAGAGUUAAGAGAUAAAAAAUUAUCUUUAGUAACAGUUGAGGGUGAUAUAGGUAAAGUAGAAGCAGAAAUAAGAUUAGAUGAGUUGUUUGUAGUGUGUGUGGA
This is a messenger RNA of Dentiscutata heterogama, 126 nucleotides long. NCBI's taxonomy places the organism in Eukaryota, Fungi, Glomeromycota, Glomeromycetes, Diversisporales, Gigasporaceae. The record is from the annotation of a GenBank genome assembly.